Messenger RNA from Lithohypha guttulata, 1119 nucleotides. RefSeq lists its product as uncharacterized. Gene Ontology annotation, molecular function: ATP binding; aminoacyl-tRNA ligase activity. The transcript has 2 exons. NCBI's taxonomy places the organism in Eukaryota, Fungi, Ascomycota, Eurotiomycetes, Chaetothyriales, Trichomeriaceae. Gene Ontology annotation, biological process: tRNA aminoacylation. The record is from RefSeq and is a predicted model, not a curated record. The coding region runs from base 1 to 1119 and encodes 372 amino acids.
AUGCAAGAAGCAACGAUAAAGAUCGAAGCCGUCGACGACGAUAUCGACGAUGACACUGUCCUUCGCUUCAUUGAACUUGUCUAUACUGGAGAUUAUACCAGUCCUCAAAAGAAUGGUCCACUAUCAACUCAAGAGACGAGCAGUACACAGCCAGCGUCCGCCGGGCCAAUACAAAAUGGUUCUACAUCAUCGCUAUCAGACCUUGCCAAAACGAACCUCAUAUUUCAAUCCGGGUCUCACCAACAGACGUACACUCUCGAAACAAAGACCACCUCAAUACAUCGUCUAACAGACCUACCUGACGCAGAUGCUCAGCUCUUCAAACCAGCUUCGAAUCCGCCACCCGGAGCGCAGAUCUUCGCUCUAACCACCGAAGCCACGAUUUUCCAUCCUCAAGGGGGAGGUCAGCCCAGCGACAUUGGGACGCUGUCAACGCUGCCGGAGUAUGGGAGCAAUCAGGAAGGACAAAAGUUCUUCGAAGUCGCCAUGGCCCGCACCUCAGCUACCAAUAUCGGCACAGUCCUCCACUUCGGAUAUUUUAUAGAUGAGUCGAUUGCUCAACCGGGACCCUCUUCACUAUCGGUUAUACAAGUAGUGGACUCCGAUAAACGACACCUGUAUUCAAGACUACAUACAGCAGGGCACGUUCUCGGCACCGCAACACGCUCACUACUCGAAGAUAAAAUCGAAGACUUUGACGAAUUGAAAGCAAGUCAUUUCCCCGAUGCCGCAAGUUGCGAGUUUAAAGGAUCGAUAGACGGGAAGUACAAGUCCGAGAUACAGACCGCGGUUGAUCAGCUUGUGGACAAAGACGCGGAGGUUCGGAUCGGAUGGUGGCGGAAGGAGGAUUUUAGAAAUCGUGGGCUGGAGAGGCUGUUGCCGUCUGAUGAGGUGUGGACGCAGAUUGCGACGCAGGUGGAUGAGAGUGGUGAUGAGGUUGAGGGCUCUACAGGUCCGGACGAUGAAGUGACGAGGAUAAGGGUAGUGGAAAUUGUGGGAUUUGAGGUGUACCCUUGUGGUGGAACGCAUGUACCUUCGACGAAAGGGUGUGGGAAGGUCAGUGUGAAGAAGAUCAGUAGGUCGAAAGGGACAAGUCGUGUGAGCUAUUUAGUGGACUAG